Molecule: messenger RNA, 558 nt
Organism: Quercus lobata
Lineage: Eukaryota; Viridiplantae; Streptophyta; Magnoliopsida; Fagales; Fagaceae
Product: geraniol 8-hydroxylase-like
Exons: 1
Coding region: 1-558 (185 amino acids)
Molecular function (GO): iron ion binding; heme binding; oxidoreductase activity, acting on paired donors, with incorporation or reduction of molecular oxygen
Source: RefSeq, a predicted model, not a curated record
AUGGAUUAUUUCUUGAGCUUUAUACUAUGUCUUUGCCUCACCUGGAUCAUAAUUCAAGCUUUUUAUUCAAUUGCAAGAAGUAUAGUGACUUCCACAAAGCUUCCACCGGGACCUAAACCUUUUCCAAUCAUCGGAAACCUUUUAGAACUUGUUGGUCACAAACCCCAAAAGUCCUCGGCUAAACUUGCCAAUGCACAUGGCCCCUUAAUGACUCUAAAGCUAGGCCAGAAAACCACAAUAGUCAUUUCUUCAGCAGACUUGACGAAAGAAGUUCUCCAACAACAUGACCAAUUCUUCUGCAACCGUACCAUUCCAGAAUCAGUCGUAGCUGGCAAUGAGCACGAGUUCAGCUUGCCUUGGCUACCGGUUUCAGCCCAAUGGAGAAACCUUCGAAGGAUUUGCAAGUCCCAUUUAUUUGCUAAUCAGAUACUUGAUGCAAACCAAAACCUCCGGAAAAAGAAAGUGCAAGAGCUCCUUGCCGAUAUCCAUAAUAGCAGUCUAAAUGGAGAUGCAGUUGAUAUUGGCAAAGCAGCUUUUAAAAUCUCCCUUAAUUUGUAA